Messenger RNA from Aspergillus brunneoviolaceus CBS 621.78, 446 nucleotides. RefSeq lists its product as uncharacterized. The record is from RefSeq and is a predicted model, not a curated record. NCBI's taxonomy places the organism in Eukaryota, Fungi, Ascomycota, Eurotiomycetes, Eurotiales, Aspergillaceae. The coding region runs from base 58 to 435 and encodes 125 amino acids. The transcript has a single exon.
CUGGCUUCUCCCCACGGGUCUAUCAAUCUCAACCUCGACAAUGUCACCGCGUAUGAGAUGACCAAAAGCUACACGCUCUGCCAAGACGCAAUGUCCUACUACAGCCCCGAGGAUGACAAUUUCAUAAUGUGCGAUCUCAUGACCAAUACCCCCUGGUACAGUGAAUGGGAUCGCGUGUGUGACUUGGUUCUAAGCCAGCCGACCCCUGCCAUCCCCUUUCAAUACGAGCAUCCCCCUGGUCACUGGCAGCGAGACGGCGACGGCUUCGACUUUGGGCGAUGCCGCCGCGGGCUCAACCUCAACGAUUGCGUCUGCCUCUCAUACGGCGACUUCGACCAGCCCCUCGGCCAGCACCACUGUCACGUCUACCACCACAACCUCUGCCGCUACGGCCACGGACGGCACGUGUGGCGGAACUACGGGGUACACGUGUGAGCAAUCUGCCU